AUGCGCAUCAUUACUCCCGAGAACCUACACUACCCCAUCACCGUCACAAGGCUACUCCGCAAGCCCCAAGACCAGGUCGACUACAAUGCGCCCCUCUUCGCCUACCAGUACAAGACCAAAGUCCUCGAGGGUGAUGAGGAGACGCGCGAGAACAAGCUGGUCGAGCGCAUGUGUCCCUCAACCUUCGAGAGCACUGCAGAAGGCACCUUGACCGCAUGGCACAUCUCCGAAGGACGCGUCAUAAGCAGGCCUGGUGUGCCUCUUGCCGACGUCGAAGAAGCCUGCAAACACGAAGUGCAAUUCGGCAACCUCUGCGCCGACUGUGGCAAGGACAUGACAACCGUCACUUACAACACAAUCACACGCGACACGGCCAGAGCGACUGUCAAUGCUGUUCAUGGCCACACAUCUCUACUCGUCUCGCGUGCAGAGGCCUCCAAGUCGGACGAAGAAGCAAAGCGUCGCCUCCUCUCGUCGCGCAAACUCUCGCUUGUCGUCGAUCUCGACCAAACCAUUAUCCAGGCCACUGUCGACCCCACCGUCGCCGAAUGGCAGAAAGAUCCCCAGAACCCAAACUACCCCGCUGUCAAGGAUGUCCGCGCUUUCCAGCUCGUAGACGAUGGUCCUGGCGCAAGAGGUUGCUGGUACUACAUCAAAUUGCGCCCUGGUCUUGAAGAGUUCCUGUCCACCAUCUCCAAGUAUUACGAGCUGCAUAUCUACACCAUGGGUACUCGUACUUACGCCCAAAACAUUGCCAAAAUCGUGGAUCCUGAUCGCAAAAUCUUCGCCGAUCGCAUCCUCAGCAGAGACGAAAGUGGAAGUCUGACUGUCAAGAAUCUCAAGCGUCUCUUUCCCGUUGACACAAAGAUGGUCGUCAUCAUUGACGAUAGAGGCGAUGUUUGGCACUGGUGCCACAAUCUCGUAAAGGUCACUCCCUAUGACUUCUUUGUGGGCAUCGGCGACAUUAACUCCAGUUUCCUUCCUAAACGACCUGGUCUGGAGCCGAGACCUUCACCAUCUACCAGCCCUGAUCUCGCACCCUCUUCGCCUGAUGCACAGCCAGCCGUCGAUUCACCGAUUGAUUCGACAGGAAGCAAAGUCUCUGCUAUUGACCAACUGGUAUCCAUGAGUGGCGGCAACGAUCCCACCAAGCUCAAGGAACAGACAUCCGAGCAGGGCGAAGCCAUCACCGCUCAACUCACAGACCGUCCUUUGUUGCAGAAGCAAAAGAUUUUGGACGCCGCAGAUGAAAACAGCAACAACACAAAUGAAGCAUCCUCGGAGAAUGAUGCAGCAUCUAUACCCGAAGCGCCCGUCGAGACACACAAGUAUCGCCACAACUUGCUGCAAGACAACGAUACCGAGCUCCGCUACCUCCAGCGUAGCCUCCAGUCGAUUCAUUCGGCCUUCUUCCAGGAGUAUGACCGCAGGACUUCUGGCCCUAAAGAUGGUCGUGUUGCCGAAUUGCGUUCUGGUCCUGAUGUCAACCUCACAACAGACAAACUUGACAGUCUUCCCGACGUAACAAGCAUAAUGGCAGCCAUGAAAACGAAGGUUCUCAAAGGUGUACACAUAGUCUUUUCCGGAGUCAUGCCGUUAGGAGUACAACCUCAAAAUCACGAUUUUGCCAUUUGGGCAAAGAGCUUCGGAGCAACUGUGACUGAAAACAUCACCAAACGUACAUCUCAUGUGGUUGCUUCGCCAUUGCGGAAGACAGCUAAAGUCCGACAAGCCGCCAAGAGGACCGACAAGAUCAAGAUUGUGUCUCAGGAUUGGCUUUUUGCUUGUUUAGUCCAAUGGCGCAAGGUGGACGAGGCUCCUUUCCGCCUGCACGCUGAUCUAGAAAAUGAGCCAAAUGAGCCAGCAGCCAACGGCCAGGGUUCGCCUUUCGAUGCACCUGAUCAGAAAGGUCAAUUAUUAUCAUCUUCCGAUGAGGAGGCUGCUGUUACCGAGGAAGAGGAUGCCGCCGAGACUGAUGGCACAGGGAAUGAUACAGAUGCGCAAGAGCAGGCUGAACUUGAACGUCACAUGCCCACUUUGCCACGUGAAGCAAGCUCCAUGGAAACCUCUGCUGAUUUAGCCGACUGGGAUGCUGAACUUGAAGAGUUCUUGGAAGACGACGACAGUGAAAGCGAGGCUGGUACCAAUCAAGACGAGGACGGCCAGUCUACAGACAACGAUGACGAAAGUGAUUCAAGCCAGUUGGGCUCUAGCAGACUCGAGCGAAGGAAGAGGAAAGCACUCGCCAGAACUACGAGUCUUGUCAGCGUUUCUGCGGUUGAUGAUGCCCAGAGGGUCAAGGCCGAAGCUCAGACCAGUGCGCCUCAGCAAGAUACCCCCGCAGACAUUGUUGAGGAAGACGAUGAUCUUGAGGCUCAGAUGGAAGCAGAAAUGCUGAGACAAGCCGAGGAGGAAGGAUACGCAUGA
Molecule: messenger RNA, 2427 nt
Organism: Aureobasidium melanogenum CBS 110374
Lineage: Eukaryota; Fungi; Ascomycota; Dothideomycetes; Dothideales; Saccotheciaceae
Exons: 4
Coding region: 1-2427 (808 amino acids)
Cellular component (GO): nucleus
Molecular function (GO): RNA polymerase II CTD heptapeptide repeat phosphatase activity
Source: RefSeq, a predicted model, not a curated record